Molecule: messenger RNA, 1871 nt
Organism: Myxozyma melibiosi
Lineage: Eukaryota; Fungi; Ascomycota; Lipomycetes; Lipomycetales; Lipomycetaceae
Product: kinase-like domain-containing protein
Exons: 7
Coding region: 338-1675 (445 amino acids)
Biological process (GO): protein phosphorylation
Molecular function (GO): protein binding; ATP binding; protein kinase activity
Source: RefSeq, a predicted model, not a curated record
UCACUGAACACGUGCCUGCUCAUCUCCAACUCAACGUCUUUCUGCUUCCUGACCUCCUUCUUCUUAUCUCAUCAUCGUUUAUCUUCUGUUGUCUGCUUUCUUCUGAUACAAUGCCUCCUUCGAAGAGACUCGAGAAGCUCUCUGCAAUUGCGCACCUGGACUCGCAGCAGUCUUCCUCGCAGCAAUCGACCCAGCUGCUCAUGGAGGUCGACGAGCUCGUAUGAUAGACAUCUCUUGACUUAUCUCUUCUUUCAGAUCUUACAUAUCUUCUUCCUCCUCGCAGCCGCGACAUCAUCCGGCUUCUGUUUCUGCUCCAGAGCAGGUAGCUACGCUUGUAAUGCACACCGCAGCUGAGAAGAAAAUCAUCUCUCUACUCCACGACCGCGAGUUUACCGUCGGUCGUAGGUCCUCAUGUGACCAAGUCGUAGCUCACAGCGCCGUCAGCAGCAUCCACUUCACCAUCUACACCGUCAAAUUCGACGACUCCAGCGCCCCGCUCGUCUACUGCUGGGACCGCAGCCGCAACGGCACCUUCCACAACCGUCGCAUCAUCGGCCACGACCGCCGCAUCUUGCUCUCUGACGGCGACGAACUCGAGAUCAGACACGCGUGCUCGUUCGAGUUCCACCAGCAGCGCGCCGGACCCUGGACCGCCGGCGAUCCAACUCUUGACGAAGACAGGCCGCAUAUCAAAGACUACGAGAUCUCAUCCCGCGCGCUCGGACACGGGACUUUUGGCCGCGUGCUGCUGGCGACUGAGCGGAAAUCUGGCCGGCAGGUCGCGUGCAAGAUCAUUGAUACCAGAGGCAACUCGAUCCGAAUGAUCAAAGCAAAGACCGAAAUCGCAAUCUUGCAGCGUCUUCGCCAUCCAAACGUUGUCUCCGUCUACGAUGGACUCGUCAUCCGGAAUCGAAUUUACAUACUUGAGGAUCUAAUCACGGGCGGCGAUCUAUUCAGCUACCUCUCCGACGGCGAAAACAUGUCUUCCAUCCCCGAAGCAGAAGCUCUACUGAUAACCUUCCAGAUCCUCAAAGCUCUCGAGUACCUCCACCGCAACAACGUCAUCCACCGAGACCUCAAGCUCGACAACAUUCUCCGCGUGUCGCAGCACCCAGGCGCCAGGGUCGUGCUCAUCGACUUUGGGAUCUCAAAGUACGUCCGCGACGGCGCGCGGCGCAUGACGACCGUCGUCGGCACGCCCGAGUACGCGGCGCCCGAGGUGGGAUUCGCGGGACUCGCGCCGGCGGCAGGCACGCAGCGGAAGUUUGCGAAAACAGAGAAGAGCGGGUACGACAAGAAAUGCGACCUGUGGAGUUUAGGCGUGAUUCUCCAUAUCCUGCUCUCGGGGAUUUCGCCGUUUUACGAUGUGUCGCAGAAUAGUAAACGGAUGGCGUUGAAAGCGGUUUCCGGAAAAUUAGACCUUUCUAAUCAAUACUGGAAAGAUAUCAGUCCAGCGGCCAAAAGCCUCGUCCGCAGACUCCUCUGCGUCGACCCCGAAACCCGCUACUCGGUCGAAGAAUGCUUUGAACACAGCUGGAUCGCAAACCAACUUUCCGUGCUCGAAUCGAUUUACCAGGAGAAAAUCGUGGCCGGCUGGCAGCCGCCGCCUGAUGAGCAACAUCGCUUGAGUCUGGCGGAUAGUCAGAGCGCGGACGGAGAUGGCGGGCUCGUGUAAGGCGUGGGUGCUUGCUUGCUUUGUUGCUCGCAUGCUGGAUAUCUGCUUUUCUGUCUGCACUGUCUUGCUCUUUGCUCUUUUGUUCAAGUUAUUAUAGUCAAGAUAAGUUAUGGGCUUGCGAAAGAUAUUAGUAAUAAAGAUCACGUGAUAUGGAAUUUAUGUCCCGCGCGGCUCACAUGUAAUCAACUUUUUUCUG